Messenger RNA from Huiozyma naganishii CBS 8797, 2298 nucleotides. It is a transcript of the gene UBP14, whose product is annotated as ubiquitin-specific protease UBP14. Gene Ontology annotation, molecular function: cysteine-type endopeptidase activity; protein binding; zinc ion binding. Bases 1 to 2298 code for a protein of 765 amino acids. The transcript has a single exon. NCBI's taxonomy places the organism in Eukaryota, Fungi, Ascomycota, Saccharomycetes, Saccharomycetales, Saccharomycetaceae. Gene Ontology annotation, cellular component: nucleus; cytosol. Gene Ontology annotation, biological process: protein deubiquitination. The record is from RefSeq and is a predicted model, not a curated record.
AUGACUCCUACUGUUGAUGAGUUCCUAUCGAGGAUUGGUACCAUUCCUCAGGUUAUCGAUAAAGAUGAAUGCAUAUACUGUUUUGAAACGGUGUACAACAAGGUAGACGAGGAGGACCACCACUCACUCAAUAUAUGCCUUCAAUGUUUCCAAGCUGUUUGUGCGAGAGAUGUAUCAUUACACCAAAAGGUGACCCAGUUGUCUCAGGGUGCAGAACAUACCCAGUACUUGAACGUUUCCAAGAGGGCGAAGGGGGAGGAGGGACAUGAGAGCGACGAGGCCUCAAAGAGCAAGAAGCUGAAGUUACAGGUUAUUGAAAAGAGCGAAGAUGAAUUGUACCACACGUUGUGGUCACUUGUGAACAUUGCCAAUGGAACGACUACCGUUGUGUCAGCAGAGACAGACGCCCAGGGGACUGCCCCUGAAAUUGUGCAAAAGAUUUUGAAUGCCAAGUCGCAAGCCUCGGUGAACCAGGUGCACUCCUGGGAACUCCAGCUUAAAUCGUGUCAGCAUGUUCAAAGCCUUCAACCAAAUGUGGAAACCCAAACUAUCGACUUGUCUCACUGUUUUGAUUGUGAACUGAACUCGAACCUGUGGUUAUGUUUACACUGUGGACAUGUCGGCUGCGGUCGUCAGCAGGUUGGUAUUGAUGGGAACACGCAUGCCUUGGCACACUAUGACUCGUGCAAGACUCACCCUCUGGCAAUCAAAUUAGGGUCGCUGAGCGAGUCAUCGUACGAUCUGUACUGCUAUGGAUGUGACGAUGAGGUAAAAUUUGAUGAUUCGCAGCAGUUAAACAAAGUACUAGCAAGCUACGGUAUUGAUCCAUCAAUGGGGAAUGCCACUGAAAAGACUCUGACGGAGUUACAAGUGGAACAGAACAUGAAUUGGGAUUUCCAAAUGACAGACGAGAGUGGCCAUGAGUUAGUGAAAUUGAACCCCAGUAAAGAGGUAGGUUGUGGGUUAAUCAACAUGGGGAACUCGUGCUACCUGAACUCAGUGCUACAAUGCUUAUUCCAAGACGAAACUUGGACCGGGAAACUGCAAAUGGCAGUUGGUGAAGAAUUCCCCACGGAUGUUGUUUUCCCCUCAAACAACUUACGAUGUCAGUUGAUAAAAUUGUAUCGCGCAAUGAAGUUGGAACCUGAAUUGUACCCACAGGGCAUCAAACCGCAAUCUUUCAAAAAAUGUUUUAGUGCAGGACAUGAGGAAUUUGCGUCUCAAAGACAGCAGGACGCCAUGGAGUUUUUAACGUACAUGAUUGACAAUUUAGACAAGAAACUGAGCCCUACAUGCCCUGGCGAUACUUUCAAAUUCCAAAUGUGCUCACGGAUCGAAUGUACGGAGUGCCAUGGUGUGAAAUACGUACCUGAACAGGCAGAAUGCAUCCAGAUCCCAUUAGAAGAGAACAAGGACAAACAGUCUCUGACAGAACGACUUUCAAACGUGUUUGAGCCAGAAACUAUCGAGUUCAAGUGUCCGGCCUGUAAAAGUAGAAGGAGCGCGAUUAAAAAGACUUUCAUUGAAACGUCACCAGACGUGUUGAUUUUGAACCCUAUUCGUAUUGGGAUCGAUAGAACCACUUGGCAACCCGUCAAAACCUCUGCGGAAUUAACCUUUAACGAGACAGAAUCCCUCUCACCUUUCGUUUUUGAGAGACCUACGGAUGGGGAGAAAUUGCUACCUGAGGAAGAGGACGACGCAGUUGCAUUUACGCCCCGUGAGGACACGAUGGCGCAAUUGAUGGAAAUGGGGUUCUCCUCGAAUGCAGCGAUCAGAAGCUUGUACCAUACGGGUAAUGUACCUGACGGUGAAGUGGCAUUGAGUUGGUUGUUUGAGCAUGUAGAGGACGCAGAUAUCAACGAACCGUUUACUCCGCCGAGCAAAGACGACAAGGGUGGGUUGACUGUGGACCCUGCCGCCCUGGAACAGAUGGUAUCCAUGGGGCUGGACGCGAAAUUGUGUCGCAAGGCAUUGCUGCAGUAUUUGAAUGAUGUAGCGAGCAGUGUCGAGUGGGUGUUCUCGCACCCGGACGACGAUGGGUCUCUUGAGACAGAGACUGCCCCACAGGAUACUGCAAACGCGGCACGCAAGUUUGGCCACCCGGGUGGGUCAAUUUACAAACUGUACGGUAUAGUGUGCCACAAGGGUAACUCCACGCAGUCUGGCCAUUACGUGGCUUACAUUAGACAGCGUGAUGGGCAAUGGACGCUGUACAACGAUGAAAAGAUUGUUUGCGUGGAGUCUCUUGAUGAGGCACUACGUAACGGUUAUAUCUUCCUAUAUAAGCUAUGUUAG